UGGUUGUUAUAGUGAUAAACUGAGGCCUUGUCUCUUGGCUUCUCCGAGAAAGAAAGGGGCGGGGGGUAACCUCUUUACUUCCCCCAGGGAAGACAGAAAGAAGGGAAGAAGGGGGAUGGGUAGGGAAGAGAAAAAUACGUGACAAAGAAAACAUUCUCUGCCUGGGAGGAGACUCACUGAGGGUGUAGAGCUGGAGGGAGCAGUCACUGGCCAUGCCAGUACUUACCACUGAUGCUGAGUCAGAAACAGGUAUCCCAAAAUCCCUUUCCAAUGAGCCUCCCUCAGAAACCAUGGAGGAGAUAGAGCACACAUGCCCACAGCCUCGACUGACCCUGACCACACCUGCCCCAUUUUCAGAUGAAACCAGUUGCCAAUGCCAAGCACCCCAUGAAAAACUGACCAUUGCUCAGGCCCGCUUAGGGACACCAGUUGACAGGCCUGUCAGAGUAUAUGCAGAUGGAAUAUUUGACCUCUUCCACUCAGGUCAUGCAAGAGCACUUAUGCAAGCAAAAACACUGUUUCCCAACAGCUACCUGUUGGUUGGAGUUUGCAGCGAUGAUCUCACCCACAAAUUCAAAGGUUUCACUGUGAUGAAUGAAGCAGAGAGAUAUGAAGCUCUCAGACACUGUCGCUAUGUGGAUGAAGUAAUCAGAGAUGCUCCUUGGACACUCACACCAGAGUUUCUGGAAAAACACAAGAUUGACUUUGUGGCUCAUGAUGACAUUCCGUAUUCUUCUGCUGGCUCUGAUGAUGUUUACAAGCCUAUAAAGGACGCAGGGAUGUUUAUUCCAACCCAGAGAACGGAAGGCAUCUCAACUUCGGACAUCAUCACCAGAAUUGUCCGCGACUAUGAUGUUUAUGCUCGACGCAACCUCCAGAGAGGGUAUACAGCCAAGGAACUGAAUGUCAGCUUUAUAAAUGAGAAGAAGUAUCGUUUCCAGAACCAGGUAGACAAGAUGAAGGAAAAAGUCAAGAAUGUGGAGGAAAGAUCAAAGGAAUUUGUGAAUAGGGUGGAAGAAAAGAGUCAUGAUCUAAUUCAAAAGUGGGAAGAGAAGUCAAGGGAAUUCAUUGGCAACUUUCUAGAACUGUUUGGACCUGAUGGAGCAUGGAAGCAGAUGUUCCAGGAGAGGAGUAGCCGGAUGUUACAGGCCUUAUCACCGAAGCAGAGCCCCGUGAACAGUCCAACCAGGAGCCGGUCCCCUUCCCGCUCCCCAUCACCCACUUUCUCAUGGCUUCCGAUCAAAUCCUCACCCCCCUCCUCACCCAAAGCAGCCUCAGCCUCCAUCAGCAGCCUGAGCGAGGGGGAUGAGGAUGAGAAGUAAAGGCUGCUGGCAGACAAGAGCCGCACCACGCAGGAUAGGGAGGAAGGAGGGCGGGGUCGCAGGGGAUGCCUGGGUGGUGUUCAAAUGAUGAUAAUUGCAGGAGCUGCAGCUCAGCAGGGGACCCCUGGACUCUGCUAACUGCAGAUCUUGGGAUCAGGUCCCCUCAUUCUCCACACAGCCCAAAAUUUAGACUUGGCAUGGAGGUUUCCAGCCAGACAACCCAUAGAAAACCUUAGUAUCAUCUAGAAUCACUCCACUUUAACCUUGCUAAGGAAAGAUGCAGAGUGCUCCAGGGAGACUUGCACUGAGUGGGUGUCUCCUGCUUUGGUCCUUAUACCCACCCUCACCAAGUAAACUACUUGUGGAUGUAGCUGUUUCCUUACCCUGCUACUUCUGGCUCCAUAAGGGCCUUGCACGUUGCCUCCUACAACCUAAGCUCUGCCAGAAUAAAGUUGUUUCCGAUA
Messenger RNA from Otolemur garnettii (small-eared galago), 1786 nucleotides. It is a transcript of the gene PCYT1B, whose product is annotated as phosphate cytidylyltransferase 1, choline, beta. The transcript has 8 exons. Lineage: Eukaryota; Metazoa; Chordata; Mammalia; Primates; Galagidae. Bases 213 to 1322 code for a protein of 369 amino acids. The record is from RefSeq and is a predicted model, not a curated record. Gene Ontology annotation, biological process: CDP-choline pathway. Gene Ontology annotation, molecular function: choline-phosphate cytidylyltransferase activity; phosphatidylcholine binding.